GGCGAAUCGGACAGUAUGUACAAGUUCCUGCAGAUGUCAUCAGUGUAAAAAUAGAUCAAAAAACAUCAGUAACCUGUAGCAAGAAUGAUGGUUUCAGCAAUUACGAGACAGAUGAUAAAUAGAAAGCGAAAAUAGGAGAGCAGAAGCAGCGACUCUGAUUUCUUUAAUUCAGACUGAUGAGCGCUAUGAAAACACGGGACAGUAAACAGGAGAAGGGAAGCUUGUGGAUUUUUGGAUAUGGAUCAUUAGUCUGGAAACCGGGGUUUAGGUUCAGGAAGAGCAAAGUUGGUCACAUUAAAGGAUACAAGAGGCGCUUCUGGCAUGGAGAUGAUUUUCAUCGAGGGGACAAAGACAAGCCUGGCAGAGUUGUCACACUUGUUGCCGAUGAUGAGGCUUGCACGUGGGGUGUUGCCUAUGAAGUAAGCGAGUCACAGAUUGAAGAAACGCUUCAGUAUCUGAACAUCAGAGAGGUGGUGUUUGGGGGCUACACAACUGAAAUGGUGGAGUUCAUCCCCAAAGAGAACAAUCAGGACACACUGCUGGCUCUCGUCUAUAUCGCCACCUCUGACAACCCCAUUUACCUCGGCCCGGCCUCGGACAAGGAGAUUGCAGCCCAGAUUUCCAUUUGCAGGGGCAACACCGGCCACAACACUGAAUAUUUGCAGCGGCUGGUGGAAUUCAUGAGGCUUUACUGUCCUGAUGUGGAGGAUGAGCACCUUUUCUCUAUAGAAGCUGCUGUAAUGAAUAUUUUCCGUGAUUGUGGACAUCAAGCCCUCUAGAUCCACACUACUGGGAGCUGUUAAAAACAACCAUCAUUCAUUUUUAUAGAGUGAAAAGGGAAAGAAAUUCCUGCUGCUAAUGUUUCAAUAAAUUUGAUGCUCAAAGAGCUGAUCCAGUUUCAAAAAGGGACAAAACAUCAGUCGCAAAUCUAGUUCUUGUCUUACAGAAUGAGAAAAACAGGAGCUUGCAUUGCUUUAAAGUUCACACUAAGAAUUAUAUUCCUUUUGAAACUUGUUAUUCUAAUGAAAGUUGUUUAAAACAGUAAAAGAAAAAGCACUUUUUAUAGGGCAAUUUUGAAUUUUGAACUUGCCUAUGUUCACACAUUUCAUGCCCAAAGAAUGUUGACUCUUGCAGAGCUGAAAUGCUGAUUUUUCCUCACAGAGGUGCUAAAAUGUACAGAUUAUUUUCAUAACUCUAUUGUGUAUGUGUGAACUUAAAGUCUGAAAGUUUUUUAUACUUUUUUGUUGGAUGUGAAUGCAUUUUUCUUUUAUGCCAGGUGUCAUAAAACCCAAAAAAAUCUUUCCGAGGAUCUAUUUUUUAAAUGUCCUGUUUAAGCAUUCCUCUAAGCUUUAGAUCAAACACAAAAAGUCUUGUUUUCACAGAUCAACUUUUUUGUUAUUACUGGUUGCAGCAAUAGAAAUAAACCAUAUCUAAUUUUAAAAUACUUGUAUGCAUAAACUUCUUGGAUAUGUGCUCCUUUUUUACUUUUAUUCAGCAAAAUAUUUUGUACCUUAAUAUGUUUUAUGAAACAUAAAGCAACGCUUUUCACGGUAGUGGCUUUUAAUGAAGAGCAAGAGGACUUCCAAGAACACAGUUAUGGAGGAACAGUGAGUGAAGUGAGGGUUAGCUGGGAAGUGAGGGUCCAUAUAGGGAUGUUUUUUUUCUCCCUUCUAUCUGGUAUUUACCCUGUGCUGGAGCCGCCUGCACACAUGCCACAUAUUAGAGUGAAGGAAGGAAAAAAAAGCAAUGAAAAAAAAACAAGCCCACAUUUUGAGCCCAGUGGUUCUGUGACACAGUUCCUCGAAAUCAGCCCAAAAGUAGGUCAAAGGUGUGGCUUGUGAAAGCAGUAAAUAGAUGAAGGAUGUGCUCUGCAGCACUGCACCUAAAGACCCAUACAGGAAGACGGCAACAGAAGUUAUGAACGAGGAAGAAAUAUACUUUUAAAACAUACAUAUUUAGCGGUAAAAUAGUAUGAUAUAUCCAGGAGAAAGAGUCGGUUAAAUUAGCACUGAACAACAUAUUCCUAUGUGCUUGCAAGACAUAUAAAAAUCACUAAGUCAGAUGUUCGCUUGUACCACAUGCGGUGCAAGCUGGCACAAACUGUUCCCCACAAAUAUAUCAGAUGACUCAUCUAAUGUCAUGGACUUUCUGCCACCUCGUCCACUUCUUCUGCUUCAUAUUGUCACUGUGGUCUUUACAAGAUAUCUGUUUGAUUAAACUUUUUCCUUUCCAAAA
This is a messenger RNA of Oryzias latipes (Japanese medaka), 2235 nucleotides long. RefSeq names its product glutathione-specific gamma-glutamylcyclotransferase 1. Gene Ontology annotation, cellular component: cytoplasm. Gene Ontology annotation, biological process: glutathione catabolic process. NCBI's taxonomy places the organism in Eukaryota, Metazoa, Chordata, Actinopteri, Beloniformes, Adrianichthyidae. The record is from RefSeq and is a predicted model, not a curated record. Gene Ontology annotation, molecular function: glutathione specific gamma-glutamylcyclotransferase activity.